Messenger RNA from Saccostrea cuccullata (small rock oyster), 2668 nucleotides. RefSeq names its product sodium-coupled monocarboxylate transporter 1-like. Gene Ontology annotation, cellular component: membrane. Bases 102 to 2024 code for a protein of 640 amino acids. Gene Ontology annotation, biological process: sodium ion transport; transmembrane transport. Gene Ontology annotation, molecular function: symporter activity. The transcript is spliced from 15 exons. NCBI's taxonomy places the organism in Eukaryota, Metazoa, Mollusca, Bivalvia, Ostreida, Ostreidae. The record is from RefSeq and is a predicted model, not a curated record.
GAUACUUUGGAGCAUUGUUUCAUUUCCUACAUUGUAAGUUUGACUGCACAAAACAGUUUAAAAACUUCUGGAAAAAUAACUUUCAUAAAACCCAAAGUGAAAUGGAGACGUCAAAAGUGCUUGGCUACGUGGAUUACAUUGUAAUGGGACUUUCUCUGGUAAUGUCGUUGGUAAUCGGAGUCUAUUUUUCUCGCUCUGGCGGGAAACAACGCUCUGUGGAGGAGUACCUGAUGGGAAACCGCCGGAUUACGUGUCUUCCGGUGGCAUUGUCGCUGCUUGUCACAUUUCAAUCAGGCAUCAGUUUAUUAGGACUUCCAGUGGAAAUUUACUACUACGGAACACAGAUCUACAUGGGAAUUGUGGGUCUGGUUGUCGGCUAUUCAAUCGUUGCCAUUUUCAUCGUCCCUGUUCUUCAUCCUCUCCAAAUCACUAGUGUGUAUGAGUAUCUGGAAAUGAGGUUUCAGUCCAGAUCAGUUAGACUGGUAGGCUGUGUUUUAGGACUUCUGUUUACGAUGACGUACAUGGCAGUUUGUCUAUUCCUUCCGGGACUUGCAUUGGAAUCUGUUACUGGGUUCCCUAAAUGGGCUUCUAUAGUUGUUGUUGCUGUCGUUGUUAUAAUUUACACUAUGUUGGGAGGAUUAAAAGCCGUGGUGUGGACGGACGUGUUUCAGUUCGUCGUAAUGUUGGCCGGUAUUUUGACACUCUUAAUAAAGGUUUGUCAUCAGAGAAGCGUGGAAGAACUAUGGAACACAGCCAAAGCUGAAGAUAGGCUUCAAUUUUUCAAUUUUGAUGCUGAUCCGACAAAUAGGCAGACGUUUUGGGCAGUGACCAUAGGGACUAUCACCUCAUGGAUAGGAAACGCUCUAAGCCAGUCCGGAAUUCAAAGAAUCUGCGCAACAGAAUCUAUAGGAGAAGCAAGAAAGUCUGUAUUUUUCAACCUACCUGCCGCUGUGUUAUACGAGAGCCUGAUGACAUUUCUGGGCGUGGUUAUGUUUGCUUAUUUCUCUAUUGCCAAAUGUGAUUUACUAGGUGCUGGGCUAGUUCAGAGUUCGAAUGAGAUUGUGCCGUAUUUCAUGAUGGACCAGUUGGCUGAGAUUCCGGGAUUGGCGGGUCUCUUUCUUGCUAGUUUUUUCAGUGCUACUUUAAGUACAAUGUCCUCUGGACUAAAUGCCAUCUCUGCCCUGGUCUGGGAGGACAUUAUACAGCCCUACUUCCAAUGCUUCUCUCUGAGACAAGGGUCUAUUGUCACCAGGAGUACAGUUCCUGUUUUUGGUAUUAUAAUCGUUGGGAUGUCAUUCCUGACAAUGAAUUUACCUGGAACAAUAACACAGAUUACUUUAGGGACCCUAUCUGCAACAUCGGGACCUCUCGUGGGAGUCUAUCUAUUAGGAAUGAUUUUCCCAUGGGCCACAGCUAAGUCUGCCGUUGUGUCUGGGGUUCUUGCCUUUUCUCUAUGUCUGUCUAUGACCAUUGGAUCGAACCUAUAUCCCACCAAGUAUCCUCAACUCGACCCUAUCCCUACAUACGGCUGUCCUGGAUUCAACUCCACACUAAAUCCCCAAUAUAAUGUCUUAAACCAUUCCGUCAAUACCACGAUUAGUGAACAGUAUGAUAAAAGACCGAAUGACGACAAAUUUGAACCUUUUGAUGCAUUAAACCAUACUUUGAUUCCUACCACUGGACAAAGCGAAGAUGACAGGCAUGUAUACACACCUUGGCUUUUCCGAGUCUCGUUUCUAUGGUACCACGUGAUCGGUGUCGUCACUACUGUCGUUAGUGGAGUCAUUCUUUCUGUUGUAUCAGGUGGACUUUCGGACAUACCAUGUGAGGAGAGGUUUGUCUUCCUUUUCGUCAGAAGACUAACUUGUUACCGGAAGCGAUUGAAAAUCAAGCAGCCAUUGGCCCAUUAUGCAGAAUUCAGGGCUUCCUUUCGGUCAAAAUACGACGAAGAAAAUCGUGCAUCUUUCCGGUCCACAGGAAAACCCAUUGAAAAUCGCGUGCAGACCAGAGCAGGACGAGUUUAAUGGUUUGGGGAAGUAAAAGAAAAAAAAAAUACUCACCAUUUGUAGAAUGCACUGUAUCUUUUAUCAGAAAAACUGUUGAACAGAAAUAGAAAAAAGUGUCAUUUUAAAAAGAGAAUAAAAUUAUUAAUGAAUUAAAAUAACAUUUUCACUUUCUUUCUAUUUUUCAUAAAUAAAUUCAUACUCACCAGCAAAUAUAAUCCCCAGAAGCAUGAUUUCAUUUUUCAGUAAAAACUGUCUUUCGCCUGGUGCUCAGCAAUGAACUGAUCAGCUGAGACUGUGACAGAUAACUGGUUGUUAGAUCGACAUUGAUCAUUCGGACACCUUGAUGCGUCCAUGUAUUUUCCGAUACAAAAGCAAAAGUAAACAUUAUCGGUAAAUGGAACUGAAAAGUGCUAUUUUAUUUUGAUUAACAGCGUUCAAAAUUUAAACCGUUUGAUUACUCAGUAAGGUCGUCCACAUCCCGUCUGUGAUUCGGACUUAAUAUUUACAUCUCUUUUUUUUAUUUCAAAAAUUUAUUUUCUUUAAAGAUAAUAGAAAUAAAUGUAAUAAUUACUUCAUUCAUACACUUUUUUGAUAUUUUUACUCUUUAACGUUAAAACAAUGACUGUAUUUUGUCAAUGAGAUAUUAUCUUGGGUAAGUAAAA